This is a messenger RNA of Oreochromis niloticus (Nile tilapia), 704 nucleotides long. Its product is annotated as C-type lectin domain family 17, member A-like. The record is from RefSeq and is a predicted model, not a curated record. Gene Ontology annotation, cellular component: plasma membrane; cell surface. Bases 25 to 690 code for a protein of 221 amino acids. The transcript has 6 exons. Gene Ontology annotation, molecular function: signaling receptor activity. Gene Ontology annotation, biological process: regulation of natural killer cell mediated cytotoxicity. NCBI's taxonomy places the organism in Eukaryota, Metazoa, Chordata, Actinopteri, Cichliformes, Cichlidae.
UUAAAGCUCAACAAGACUGUAAGGAUGGCAGACGAAGAAGUCAACUAUGCCUCAGUCACAUUCAACACUAAGAAACUAUCCCGAUCACAAGUUAAAAAAGAGGAGGAAACCAUUUAUGAUGACGUGAAAGUGAAACAUAAAACAACGGAACAAACUCCUGACACAAACAACUUCUCGAUUGAUGAGAGAUCAGGCAGUAGACGUCAUCACUAUCAGCAGUUGGCCUGUUGUUUGGGCACAUUUUGUGUCAUUUUGGUGUUGGGCAUCAUAGCAGUCACAGUAUACCACAGAAAAUGUAACCCUUGUCAGGAGGGAUGGGAUCAUGUUGAGUCCAGCUGCUAUGCAACAAAUGAUGCUGACAGUAAUCAAUGGAAAACCUGGGAAGCAGCUCGAAAAGACUGCAGAGGAAAGAGUUCAGAUUUGGUUGUUGUGAUUAAUGAAGAAGAAAUGAAAACUGUCAGUGAAAAGAGCUGGAAAUAUAAUGAAAACAAAGGAUACUGGAUUGGUCUGAGAGUUGAAGAUGGGAAAUGGAAAUGGCUGGAUGGAAGAAAUAUGACUAAUAGCUCCUGGAUCGACCAGCGUCCUUCUGAUGGUCACUGUGCAAUCUCUGUUCAAAACCAAGGAUUUAAAUCAGUGAGCUGUAAUGAGAAGAACCGAUGGAUCUGCAAAAAGAAAGCUUUGUCUGUUUGAAUACUGCAGUAAAA